AAAAAAAGGAACACAAAGAGAAGGUUUCAAAUGAGCCGAAAAGACCUCCAAGAAAAUUACACCCCCUCACCUUAUCUUGUGCACUGCACCAUUUUUUAUGUUUAGUUAUGUGUAAGCUUCUCUAUCCACCAUACCAACUAAAUUACCCAACCAAUCAUGAGCUCAUACACCAACAACAAACACAAAACACCAAUCUUGGAAAAACCCUAACCUAACCCCUUUUUCACUAUCUUUUCUAAAGCCCCAAGACUUUUGCUUUUCCAAAUUUUCUUGGUACCCUUUUUUCUGUUUUUGUGUUCUUGUGUGUGUUUUUAUACUGACUAAAGAAAUAUUGUUUGUCAGCAUGGACUCAAAGAUUUAUGGUGUUCCACUUUCCACAACACAAGGGAGCCCAUCUCCCCCACCUGCAAAGGUCCCUCUUUUCACCACCUCAACAACAGGUAUUAGAGCUCCUCUUACUAUUGAUGAUUCUGACUUUGAACAAAAGAAUAGUUCAACUAGCAGUUAUUAUGGUAGUGACACUGGUUUUGACUCUGAAGGUUUUGUUAGUGGUGAAGAUGACUUUGACACUGCUUCUGAAAGGCUAUUUGUGUCUGACCAAGAUGACCAAAAUCUUGAAAAAACUAAUUUUGUUAACCAAUUUGUUGUUUCUAGACCAUUUGUUAAAGCCCCAGAUGAAGAAAUUGUUAGUAGUGUUGGGGAUGAUGAUGACUCUAGGUCUUCUUUAACUGACCCUUAUGCAGAAACACAUGAUAAUAUUGAUGAAUAUAGCGAUAGGCCUUUUGUUGUAGCAGAUAGGGAGAUUGUUGGAGGACAUGAUAGUAAUGACGAGUAUAGCGAUAAAGAUAUUUCUCUUGCCGGAAAUAGAGUUGUUGAUAGUGCUAUUCCUUUGAUCCCAAUUCGAGCACAGUUGUCCUGGGACAGUGAAGAUGAUGAUUACUUGAGCACUGGUGUUUUAGAAGACAAUGAUGUUGUAGGUGCCGUUAGGAUUCCAAAUGCUGUGGUGUUGGAGAGGUUAGAUAGUGCUCCGAAAGUUAGAAUCUCUGUUGUUUCGGAUAGUGAGGAGGAUGGAAGAGAGUCUGUGAAUUUCGACAGUAAAGCAGAGGAUAAAGCUGAAAUUGACACUGUUCAGAAUUUCAUAAUGGAGGGAGGUGAGGCUAGUGUUACUUUUGAAGGAGGAAAAGUUGUGUAUCAGGUUGCAAGUGAAGAAUCUAUUUUGUUGGGACAAGAGUUAGACAAUGAUGAAAAGCUUUUAGCAGAAGCAAGUCAAAUUCUUGAUACUAGUGCAGAGGCAAAAAGUGCAGAUUCGUUUCCUGAUUUGAGGCUUUCUGAUACUACUUACAGCAUCCCAAGGGAAGAAAAUGGAGUAUCAAGUUUUGGAGCUGAUGAAUUGAACUCUGGAAACAGCGACAGUCAGGAAUUAGAAAGUAAGGAGGACGAGAUUUAUCACGGAAGUGAUCGUCAGGAUAUUGCCACUGGAACUGAAACUCAAUCCGAUCAUGAACCCAUCAAGGAUAGUGAAGUAGAGAGCUUGGAGUGCACUGAAAUUUCAGUACCACCAACAGCUGAAGAACAAGUAUAUUCUAGUGCAAGCUCUUCAUCAGAUGUAACUUGGUCCUCCACGGUUGAAGAUGAUCUUCCUAAGUUAUCAGAUAAAGCACAACACACAGAGGCUUGUUUAAAUCCAGACAUAGAAAUCAACUGCAAAGACAUUGAUCCAGUCAAAUUGUUCAAUAAUGAAGAAGACAAUGAUGAAAGUUUGACCUUUGAUGGAUCAGAUGGUAUGAAACUUAUCAUUGAUCAGUUGGACCAACAAAUAGCCACUGCUGACUAUGAUGGAGAGGUGUCUCAGGGUCAUUUACCAAAGGUUGAUGGCGAGAUUGUGACGGACUCAGAUGAAGAAAGUGAAGAGAAUGAGCUGUUUGAUGCAGAAGCACUGGCUGCGCUGCUGAGGGCUGCCGCCGGUGUUGGACCUGAAGGUAGAAAUGCUACAAAUCCAUCGGCUGAUGGUAUGCGGGUUUUUCCUCUGGAGCUUUCUAGUAGCUGGGGAUCCACAUUUCACUCAUCCAGACCUGCUCAGCCAACCAAUGCAGAUAGUUUCUCCCUAUCUGAUAAUAAGAGUGAAGGUAUAAUUUUGAGUGAAGAAGAAAAGAAGAAGCUUGAGAAAUUACAACAGUUACGAGUAAAAUUUUUGCGGCUCAUCCACAGGCUAAACCGGUCUCCUGAAGAUUCCAUAGCUGCACAGGUCUUAUACCGGUUAAUUCGCGCUGCAGGGAAGUCAGCCUCUCAAGCAUCGAGCCUCGAUUCUUCCCAAAAUGUAGCUAUGAAGUUAGAAGCAGAGGAUACAGAAAGUUUGAAUUUUUCUCUGAAUAUCCUGGUUAUUGGUAAAACAGGAGUUGGUAAGAGUGCAACAAUAAACUCUAUCCUUGGCGAAGCCAGAUCAGUGGUAGAUGCAUUUGUGCCCGCAACUGCCGAUGUGAAGGAGAUAAUUGGACAACUGGAUGGAGUUACAUUGAACAUCUUGGAUACUCCUGGUCUCAGAUCUUCCCUGCCGGAGCAAUCCAUUAACCGGAGAACUUUGCUGUCCAUAAAGAAAUAUAUGAAGAAAUACAGUCCUGAUGUAAUCCUCUAUGUCGACCGCAUUGACACACAGUCUAGAGAUCUUGGUGAUGUACCAUUAUUGAAGUCCAUCAGUAGUUAUCUUGGUCCAUCAAUAUGGCGUAACGCCAUAGUUACCCUGACACAUGCUGCCUCAAGUCCUCCAGAUGGACCCUCUGGGUAUCCUGUAAGCUAUGAAAUGUUUGUUGCUCAGGGCUCCCGUAUCAUUCAACAGUUAAUUGACCACUCCAUUGGUGAUCAGCAUGCGAUGAAUGCUGGGUUGAUGAGUCGUCCAUUUUCUCUUGUUGAAAACCACCCAGUUGGUCCAAAGAAUGCCAAAGGAGAAAUAGUGCUCCCAAAUGGAGAAAAUUGGAGAUCACAGUUACUGCUUUUGUGUUACUCGAUAAAGAUUUUGUCGGAAGUAGAUUCCAUCAUGAAAGAUCAGGACCUUCUUGACCACAGAAAGCUUUUUGGCUUCCCCAUGCGUUCACUUCCUUUACCAUAUUUUUUAUCUUCACUAUUACAAUCGAAUGUUCAUCCUAAAGUCGAGGAUAUGGCCUCAGACAUUGAGCUGGCAUAUUCAUCUGAUUCCGACCAAGAAGUUGAAGAAGAAUAUGACGACCUUCCACCUUUCAGACCUUUGAGGAAAUAUCAAAUUGCAAAGCUAAGCAAGGAGCAAAAGAGAGCAUAUUUUGACGAGUAUGAUUACCGUGUGAAGCUGCUUCAGAAAAAACAAUGGAGGGAGGAGUUAAAAAGGCUUAGGGACACGAAGAAGAAAGGCGAGGCAGAGAUAGGUGAUUACAUGGAAGAAGGUGCUGACCAGGAAACAGGGAGAGUAGCAAUCCCUUUACCUGACAUGGUGCUCCCAAAUUCUUUUGAUGGGGACAAUCCCAGUUAUAGAUACCGGUCUUUAGAACCUUCGUCUCAACUUCUUGCAAGGCCUGUUAUGGACUCCCAGGGCUGGGACCACGAUUGUGGAUAUGAUGGUGUGAGCAUUGAGGAUCACCUCGCCAUUGCAGGUCAGUUUCCUGCAGUAGUAGCUCUUCAGCUCACCAAGGACAAGAAAGAGUUCAGCAUCCACUUGGAUUCAUCUGUUUCAGCAAAGACGGGGGAGAGAGGAUCAACUAUGGUAGGGUUCGACAUUCAAACCGUAGGAAGGCAACUUGCCUACAUUUUGAAAGGAGAAGCAAAAGUGAAAAAUCUGAAAACGAAUAAAACAUCUGCGGGGGUAUCCAUUACUUUCUUGGGCAACAAUUUAGUGACGGGAUUGAAAUUGGAGGACCAAUUAGCCAUUGGUAAACAGUUAGUUGUGGUGGGAAGUACUGGCACCAUCAGGUCUCAGGGUAAUGCAGCAUAUGGAGCCAACUUGGAGUUGCGUCUGAGAGAGAAAGAUUACCCUGUUGGCCAGGACCAAAGUUCACUCGGCCUUUCUUUGAUGAAAUGGAGAAAUGACGUCAUAUGGGGAUGCAAUCUGCAAUCUCAGUUCUCUGUGGGAAGGAAUUCCAAGAUUGCUGUUAGGGCCGGAUUAAAUAGCAAGAAAAGCGGACAAAUCACAGUUAAGACAAGCACCUCAGAUCAACUACAGAUUGCUAUUUUAGGACUUCUGCCAAUUGCUAGAGCGAUAAUGAUGGCCCUUUUUCCACAGAAAAAUGAUGGCCCUUUUUCCACAGAAAAGUGA
Lycium ferocissimum is the source of this 4276-nucleotide messenger RNA. Its product is annotated as translocase of chloroplast 159, chloroplastic. Gene Ontology annotation, molecular function: GTPase activity; GTP binding. Gene Ontology annotation, cellular component: chloroplast outer membrane. The transcript has a single exon. Lineage: Eukaryota; Viridiplantae; Streptophyta; Magnoliopsida; Solanales; Solanaceae. The record is from RefSeq and is a predicted model, not a curated record. Bases 344 to 4276 code for a protein of 1310 amino acids. Gene Ontology annotation, biological process: protein targeting to chloroplast.